AUGGCUCCAGUCACUAUUCACCUUGUCAUCCUGAACGACGAGAAGAGCUUUCUCGCUGCUCUUAAGAAUCUGUCGAAAGACCAAAGACCAAUCUACGUUGGCAAGGCUCACCACUGGACCGUCCAACCAGAGGACCUCUCUGUCAAGGCCUUGCUUGGUGACGAUUCCAGAAUGAUCAAAUGGGAGUACGCCAUCCUCGACCAUAUAGUCAACUCAGAUGAUGCUCUGGCUCUCCCGGCCGGGCUGGCAGAGCAUAUCAAGCACAAAUGGUCCAUAAGCGCCCACGUGCCUCCCGGCAUGCUCGAACACUACCUCUCAGGCGCAGCUGAACGUGCCAACCCCACCGGCCCUACCCUCCCAACAGGCUGGAGCUCAAUCGACCACAGCGGUCUCGACGCCUCCAUCCCACCUCCCGACCUCGUGGACUCGCUAGCACUAAAAUCCCACGCCUUCGGCUCCGACCGCAAGAAAGACCCACCCGUCGUACUGAAAGACUUCAUCCGCACAUUCGGCACCAAACAUACCGGCCCCAUCCAAAUGCUCAACCUCGACUCCUGUCUCCCAGGCCAGCGUCCCCGGUUCUACGACUACAUCACCGCGUUCCAAACCUCCCUCGGCGCACGCUACGGCGGCGCUGGUCUUCCACUUCAAAACGUUACGGACUGGUCUAGUCGCGCGACGGAGGGGGAGAUGACUAUUGCUGAGGCGGAGAGGAGUGUUAUGGGGUAUGGGAGUGCAGAGGGAGAGAAGGUGGGGUGGGAGGAUACUGCUUUGGUGUGGUAUCCUUCUAUUUGGCAUUUUGGGAAGUUGCUUGAUGAUCCGGAGUAUGCAGAGGCGGAUAGGAAGUUUAAGAGGGGCGUUCUUAGAGAUGGGCCGAUUAUGUGCUGUACUGAGAUUGUGGUGGGCUAUGCGGAUUGA
Messenger RNA from Recurvomyces mirabilis, 918 nucleotides. RefSeq lists its product as uncharacterized. Bases 1 to 918 code for a protein of 305 amino acids. The transcript has a single exon. The record is from RefSeq and is a predicted model, not a curated record. Lineage: Eukaryota; Fungi; Ascomycota; Dothideomycetes; Mycosphaerellales; Teratosphaeriaceae.